UGUGGUCUUGGUGGAUCAGUGAUGUUCUAGUCAUAAAGAAAUAUGCAUCGGUAGAAUAUUUUAAGUUUUUGUGAAUAAUAAGUUAUCGAGAAUCUUCAGAAACAAUGGGAGCAGGCAGCACGAUAUUUAGUGCAAGACAAGUGCUGUGGUGUAUGGUGUUCUGCGGAUUCGCCGUUAACUAUAUGAUAAGAAUUAAUUUAAACAUAGCAAUAGUGUCUAUGGUCAGGCAUCGAUCUUUAAUUGUGGUUAACGAAACAAUUAACGAAAAAUUGCAAUUAGUUUUGGAUUCUGGGGCGGAAAAUGUUUCGGAAAGUUCAUCCAGCACCCAAGCGCCUGGACCAAGCGAGAUCUAUCAGGAGGAAGAUGGUUUCAUCUGGGACGAAUACCAGCAAGGGUUAAUUUUAGGGGCAUUUUUCUGGCUCCACUGGAUCACUCAAGUACCAGGAGGAAUUUUGGCUAGAAAAUAUGGUACUAAACUGGUGUUUGGUUUGUCGAAUUUUCUAGGUUGCUUAUUUUGCUUCAUCACGCCACUAUCGGCGUAUAUGAAUUAUCAAGCACUUAUAUUCCUCCGAGUAAUUCAGGGCAUUGUUUGCGGUUUUGCUUGGCCAUCAAUGCACAAUAUGACCGCACUAUGGAUACCUCCAAAUGAAAGAAGCAAAUUCGUGACAGCUUACUUAGGAAGUUCUGUCGGAGCUGCUCUGACAUUUCCCUUGUGCGGAUACAUCAUAUCCUGGUGGAACUGGGAAGGAGUAUUCUAUGUCACAGGAAUGAUUGGGACAUUCUGGUUCAUUUGCUGGUGGCUUCUGAUUUUCGAUUCACCAGCUCAACAUCCACGCAUCGGGUUGGAAGAGAAGGAAUGCAUAGAGAAGAGCUUGGGAGAAUCAAUCACUAAAAAACCAUUGAAAACACCAUGGAAAGAACUACUUUUAUCCCGACCAGUAUGGAUGAACAUAAUCGCACAGUGGGGCGGUAUCUGGGGAAUAUUUACACUAAUGACACAAGCUCCAACGUACUUCAAGCAAAUUCAUGGUUGGAAUAUUCGAAUGACUGGAAUGUUAUCUGGUAUGCCGCACAUUAUGAGAAUGGUUUUCGCAUAUUUCUUUUCGUUAUUCGGUGAUUAUAUGUUAAGGACCGAUAAAAUGUCCAGGACAAACGUACGAAAAAUGGCAACUGCUGUUUGUUGCAUAGGACAAGGCAUUUUCAUGGCAGGUUUAGCAUUCUCUGGUAAUGAUCACAUCGCGGCUAUUGUGUUCAUGACUCUGGCGACUGCAGUUAAUGGAGCCGUUUCAACUGGGCCAUUAGCCAGCUUUGUGGAUUUGAGUCCCAAUUAUGCCAGUAUUACGCUGGGAUUGAGUGGUAUGAUUUCUGUAAUGCCUGGUUUUAUUUCGCCUGCUAUCGUUGGUAUACUAACAUUUGAAAACCAAACGAUAGAGCAAUGGCAGAAAGUUUUCCUCCUAGCGACAGCAAUGUUGGUCGUUUGUGGUCUUUUAUAUUUGGUGUUUGCGGACUCUAAUCUACAAUCCUGGAACAGUCCAGAUAAAAUCGUUCAAGAUCCCGAAGAAAUUGUACCAAUGACAGAAAAACCUCGUAUUGUUAUCACUAAAAAUUCAAUUCCAACAAGUGAUCUGGCUUAUACUAGGCGCCAAGAAAAAAAGGCGAACAAUGUAGAUAUUAUUCGUAAGAACAGCGACACUUCGAAUAAAACUGACUCGUAAGAAUUUUGUGAAAAGUGUUUGUGAAAGUAUUAUUUUGUCAAAAGGACGAUUUAGGCUAUGUAGUGACUGUAUGGUUAAGAACUAUAUUAGAACUUAUUGCUCAUAAAUCCAAACAUACAAUAAUCUUUAUAAAAAUACUUAAUAAUUUAUUAAAUAUUUUUACAUAAAAAAUAAAAAUAGUAAAAACGCACUUUAAUUUAUAUUUUAAUACAUUCAUUAUACUUUCGGAUGUGUCCAUUGUAUAAUAUUGUCAUA
Molecule: messenger RNA, 1970 nt
Organism: Ctenocephalides felis (cat flea)
Lineage: Eukaryota; Metazoa; Arthropoda; Insecta; Siphonaptera; Pulicidae
Product: sialin-like
Exons: 10
Coding region: 105-1715 (536 amino acids)
Biological process (GO): transmembrane transport; monoatomic anion transport
Cellular component (GO): plasma membrane
Molecular function (GO): transmembrane transporter activity
Source: RefSeq, a predicted model, not a curated record